Phytophthora infestans T30-4 is the source of this 537-nucleotide messenger RNA. RefSeq lists its product as uncharacterized. NCBI's taxonomy places the organism in Eukaryota, Oomycota, Peronosporomycetes, Peronosporales, Peronosporaceae. The record is from RefSeq and is a predicted model, not a curated record. The coding region runs from base 1 to 537 and encodes 178 amino acids. The transcript is spliced from 4 exons.
AUGGCAGCAGGAGUGGCCCAUUUGUUUGCAGCUGAAAGCGUAUACACUGCUGAGAAUUUCUACUCGGACGAUGAUAGCUGUAAUGGCGUCCCCAACGUGAUUCGAGCUACUGAGGACGUAAAUUGCACCAGGGCCACGUGCUUCACCGAUCCAAGUAACAACACUGUGCGCACUGAAUGCCACUCGGACUACAUGGAGGCCUUUAGACACAGCAUCGGCGAGGAUUACAUCGUCCAGGUCGUCGACAAGGACAGCGAUUGUGACGAAUUCAGCUACGCCAUCAGUGAUACCACGGGAGACCUUGGCACCAAUCGCAUCGCCGCGAAGAAAGGCUUGUUGGCGGCUUGUGGGCAUCGUCUCGCCAUUGAACACGUGACAUGCUGCUAUCGACAGAUGUGGAACAUCCGCAUCCAGAUGACUACCCCGGGCCAUUGCAACAUCUCGAAACUGAGCUUGUGCUCCAAUACGAUCAAGCUUCACGCACCAUCAAACGCACAGGUGCUCGCAGACGACCAAAAUGGACCCAUUUCCUAUUAG